Molecule: messenger RNA, 1545 nt
Organism: Cinara cedri
Lineage: Eukaryota; Metazoa; Arthropoda; Insecta; Hemiptera; Aphididae
Source: the annotation of a GenBank genome assembly
CCUAAUUCUUGUAUUGCGUCCGGCUUCUACCGCUAUUACCUGACCGCCGCUUCGUUAUAUGUUUAUUAUAUGUUACAUGAUAGUUUAACUUUAAACUCACGUGUGUUUUUUUUAUUAUUUUAAUAUUAUUUCGUAUUAAUUUGUGUUUUGUUUACAAUGGGUGAGUAUUAUAGUUUUAUUACAAUGUUAGCAUUUUAAACUACAUAUUGUCAUCUACUAAAAUACUAUAAAAUAUUUUUUAUAAUCUUGAAUACACGUUUAUCUAUACUAUUGAUUGAAUAUUAUAUUUUGAUUGUUUAGGUUUUGACCGUGGUGGACGUGGUCGAGGUGGUGGAGGAGGUGGUCGAUUUUCGGGUGGUGGUGGACGAGGUGGUUUUGGAGGAGGUGGUGGACGUGGUGGUUUCGGCGGUGGCAGUAGAGGAGGUGGUGGUUUUCGUGGUCGAGGUGCAGGUGGCCGAGGCGGUGGUGGCCGUGGAGGUCGUGGUGGUGGUGGAAGGCCUUCUGGCGGUCCUGGAGGCUUCAAAGGUGGUAAAAAAGUUAUCAUUGAGCCUCAUCGUCAUGCUGGAGUUUUUAUUGCUCGUGGCAAAGAAGAUGCACUAGUCACCAAAAACAUGAUUCCCGGUGAGACAAUUUACGGAGAAAAAAGAAUUAGUGUUGAUCAGGUAAAUAACAUAAGACUAAAUAAAUAGUACAUAACUAUUGAACUUUUUAAAAAUUUCAGACUGAAGGAGAAAAAAUUGAAUAUCGUGUAUGGAAUCCAUUUAGGUCUAAAUUGGCUGCUGCUAUAUUAGGUGGUAUCGAUGAAAUUCAUAUGCCACCCGGAUCAAAAGUACUAUAUUUAGGUGCUGCUAGUGGAACAACUGUAUCUCAUGUAUCUGAUGUGGUAGGCCCUGUAAGUAUGUUAGAAUUAAACAAAUUGGAUAAUUUUAUUAAUCAAUUUAUUUUUUAUAGGAUGGUCUUGUUUAUGCAGUUGAAUUCUCACAUAGGUCUGGUCGUGAUUUGAUUAAUGUAGCCAAGAAAAGAACUAACAUCAUUCCUAUUAUCGAAGAUGCUAGACAUCCACAUAAGUAUAGAAUGUUAAUUGGAAUGGUAGAUACAAUUUUUGCUGAUGUGGCUCAACCUGAUCAAGCUAGAAUUGUAUCAAUUAAUGCACAAUUAUUCUUAAAGAAUGAAGGUCACUUUGUAAUAUCAAUUAAAGUAAGUAUUAUUUCAAUAUUUAUUAAUAUCAAAUAUUCUUGUUUUUUAAAAGCAAAUAUUUUAUCUUUUAGGCAAAUUGUAUUGAUAGUACAGCCGAACCAGCUGCUGUAUUUGCACAAGAAAUUGAAAAAUUAAAAAAUGAUAAGUUAAAACCUACUGAACAGCUUACACUAGAGCCGUAUGAAAGGGACCAUGCAGUUGUUGUAGGUGUGUAUAGGCCAAUUCCAAAAGCAAAAUAGACUUUAUGCCAUGAUUUUUAAUACGUUACAAUUAUAACUUAAAUUUAAAUAUUGACAAAUUAUAAUAUUAUAAUAAAUUUAAAUUUAUAAUACACAUUUUAGUAUUAAA